Messenger RNA from Plenodomus lingam JN3, 225 nucleotides. The record is from RefSeq and is a predicted model, not a curated record. NCBI's taxonomy places the organism in Eukaryota, Fungi, Ascomycota, Dothideomycetes, Pleosporales, Leptosphaeriaceae.
AUGCAUCCAGUACAGACGAACGGCAUCGUACGCAUCAGAAAGCGGACUGCCAACUCGUUGUUCAUGCACAAUGAGAUGACGAUCCACCUGUCCAGCCCCGACGACCGCAUGGUAGCAAAUGGACCGCAAUCGUCAGCCGUUGCACGCGCUACUGCCGCACUUUGGCUGGCCAGCCUGAGCCGGUGUGAAAGACCGUACCUGGGCGACGAGGGAACGUCCUGCUAA